AUGACCCCGCCGGCAAUUAUUGCGCCUUCAAUUCUAUCUGCUGACUUUGCUCAGCUGGGUGAGGAAUGCGCUCGUACUAUGGACCAAGGUGCCGACUGGCUCCACGUCGAUAUCAUGGAUGGCCACUUUGUUCCGAACAUAACAUUUGGAGCUGCCGUCGUUGCCAAGAUCAGAGGACAUGUUGACAAGCCCACCGAGUGUCAGGGCAGAGGUACCUUUGACUGCCACAUGAUGAUUGCAGAGCCCAAGAAAUGGGUCAAGGAGUUUAAAAAGGCCGGCUGUGACCUGUAUUGCUUCCACUAUGAAGCGGCGUUUUCGACUGCUGCCGAGAGUCCCGAGCAAACGUCGGACAAGAAGACCAGCCCCAAAGAGCUCAUUCGGUAUAUUCACGAUAAUGGAAUGCUUGCGGGCAUUGCCAUCAAGCCCGACACGUCUGUUGAUGUGCUGUGGGAUAUCUUGGAGACUGCUGAUGCCAAGGAAAUGCCCGACGUAAGCUGUAACCCAACGACCAUGAGAGUGCACAUUUCACCCGGCGAGCUUGUUAUUUUUUUGCUGACUAGACAGAUGGUUCUUGUCAUGACGGUUUACCCUGGAUUCGGCGGCCAGAAGUUUAUGGCGAGUGAGCUCCCCAAGGUGCAGGCCUUGCGGGCCAAGUACCCCGAGUUGAACAUCGAGGUUGACGGUGGCCUGGGGCCUGGAACUAUUGACCAGGCCGCCGAUGCUGGGGCCAAUGUCAUUGUUGCUGGCAGUGCCGUGUUUGGCGCAAAGGACCCGUCCGAGGUUAUUUCUGUACUGCGAAAAUCGGUAGAUUCGAGGGCUGGUAGAUUAUGA
Messenger RNA from Metarhizium acridum CQMa 102, 831 nucleotides. NCBI's taxonomy places the organism in Eukaryota, Fungi, Ascomycota, Sordariomycetes, Hypocreales, Clavicipitaceae. The record is from RefSeq and is a predicted model, not a curated record.